This is a messenger RNA of Daldinia loculata, 1095 nucleotides long. Its product is annotated as DNA glycosylase. Bases 1 to 1095 code for a protein of 364 amino acids. The transcript has 2 exons. Gene Ontology annotation, cellular component: protein-DNA complex; nucleus. The record is from RefSeq and is a predicted model, not a curated record. Gene Ontology annotation, molecular function: DNA-3-methyladenine glycosylase activity; alkylated DNA binding; DNA-7-methylguanine glycosylase activity. Lineage: Eukaryota; Fungi; Ascomycota; Sordariomycetes; Xylariales; Hypoxylaceae. Gene Ontology annotation, biological process: base-excision repair; base-excision repair, AP site formation; DNA alkylation repair.
AUGGCGACCCGUAGGUCUGCGCGAUUGAGCGCCAUGUCGACAAACUCAGACUCCAAAUCAGUUCCGUCUGCCCUAGUACCUAAGGGCCGUAAGAGGAAACCAACCUCAGAUCCACCACAAGAGCAUGGUUCGAACGAGACCGUAGAUGAAAACACAAUAGCAACGGCACCCACAACUCCCAAGAAGCGUCGUGUUCAAAAGAAAUCCGUUGAUCCCCCACCCGCAACGCCUACUCCGAGUAACGUGCGGCUCAUGAGCAAGCCGGCCGAGACGUUGGAGACACCAAAACCGAAAGCAGCAGCUGUAAGGCGACUAGCAGAUCCAAACGCCACUAAUGCGACGCUUCUCUCGCCGGAGACAUCUCGAGUCGUGACUAGGCACAUAUCUCCGUCUAAGGCGUCAGCUAGUCAGGUAACGACGACCAAUCUCCUCGAAGAGGCAUGCAAGUACCUCAUCAGCGUCGACGAGCGGAUGAAACCCCUAAUUGAGAAGCAUCACUGUCGAAUUUUCUCGGAGGAGGGGUUGAAUGAGAAGAUCGACCCCUUCGAGUCUCUAUGCAGUGGCAUUAUUUCGCAACAAGUUUCAGGGGCAGCGGCCAAGGCAAUCAAGCAACGGUUUAUUGACCUGUUUGACAACGGCGGUAGAUUCCCGCACCCGUCCCAGGUUGCGGCCUGUACCAUUGAGCGGCUGCGUACAGCGGGUCUUUCACAACGGAAGGCCGAGUACGUGCAAGGACUGGCAGAGAAGUUCGUUAACGGCGGUCUGAGCGCUCAAAUCCUACUAGAUGCCCCGUACGACGUUGUGUUAGAGAAAUUAACUGCGGUGAGAGGGCUUGGCCGUUGGUCCGUCGAGAUGUUCGCUUGUUUCGGACUGAAGAGGUUAGAUGUCUUCUCUUUGGGCGACCUAGGGGUACAGAGAGGCAUGGCUGCGUUUGUCGGACGCGAUGUGGCCAAAUUGAAAAAUAAGGGCGGGAAAUGGAAGUAUAUGUCAGAAAAGGAGAUGCAAGAAAUAUCUGAAAAGUUUGCUCCAUAUAGGAGUGUCUUCAUGUGGUAUAUGUGGAGAGUCGAGGAGACGGACAUAAGUACAUUAGAAUAA